This is a messenger RNA of Folsomia candida, 2693 nucleotides long. RefSeq lists its product as uncharacterized. Lineage: Eukaryota; Metazoa; Arthropoda; Collembola; Entomobryomorpha; Isotomidae. The record is from RefSeq and is a predicted model, not a curated record. Bases 151 to 2442 code for a protein of 763 amino acids. The transcript has 11 exons.
UAGGAAGCGAAUUUACCAGACUUAUUUUACAGUAAACCACUUUAAAAUUCUGGUAAUAUUUUCUACCAGCAAUUCAAAUAAGGUAACAGAGGUGAUCAAGCCUUGUUAUUGGAGACUCUGAACAACUUUUCUUCAAAUUUCUUGUCCACGAUGCAUUUUCUUGGACAAAGUCUCGCCUUAUCCUUAAUUUUAGCGAUAAGUACGUUAUCGCGAAUGGGCGAAUCCGUCUGUUCAGAUCACCCUAGAUUAUUCCUCCAUCAAAAAACUUCCGUUCGCGAGCUCCUAGAAAGCGACUCGUUCGUAACAUUGACGGACAUUAGCAGAGAAUUCCUCACUUGUAGAGGAUCUCAAAAUGUGGAUUGGAUUUAUGAAGGAAACGGGGAACCAUCAAAAAUUCAAGAGUCCAGCUCAAUCCAAAUAAAAACUGACCACGAAAAUGAUACAUCGUACUGCAUGACAUCUCGAAUUUCCAUCUAUCCCAAGCAAUCAGACACUGACUUGGCAAAACACACGGGAAAGUACACUUGCCAUGAAAUCGGCAAUAUUUCCAACUCUGUCUCAAUUUACGUCUUUGUUGGGAGGCGAAACGCUCCAGCUUUUCUGCAAAGCAGGAAGACAAUUACUCUUCCACUUGGUCCGGAAAAUGCGACAGAUUCAUCAUUUCUGAUCCCUUGCGCUACAUCAAGUCCUUUCGUGAAUUCGUCUCUCUUCCGAAAACCGACUGGGUUCCCAAACUCCAAGUUCAAGCUAAUAUCCACAUCCACAAGUGGGAGUCACUCCGCCCUUGAUUCUGCUUCAAUGAACCGCACAGGAAGCGGAGAAAACUCGACGGAAGAAGAACAAGUAAUCUUCGAUCCACGUUUCGGCUUUCGCGUAAGCCUUACUUCGCCACAACAGAAUUUAUCCUCCUUUUAUGGAGAUUAUAAAUGUGUUGCAAAAAUUGCCCCUGGAUCAAUGGGAAAGACUAAUGAAAACGGAAAUGAAGAUUUCGUUAUUUUUGGCAUGGUUCCUCCUUCAACCUUUCGAGCCUUUCCACCCGAAUCGACCGUGUUUACGUCGAACAUUCUCAACCUUACUUGCCAGUCGAGUGAAGACUCCGUCAUUCUCAAGCAGGUGAAAGUGCGACCACUUUCACCUGGGUAUGAUGACGCUUACAACAUGUACGACGAGGAAGAUGAGACCGAUGUCAACUCCAAUUCCGUCGAGGAUAUUGACGAGACAUUGGAAAGAACUGAGAAUAAACUCCAUGUGGCCAAUUAUCUUGAUUUAAAUCCUGUCCCCGGAACUUUUGGAGAAUUUCAAUGUCUUGCUGAGAAGGAUAAAAGAGUUUUGCAUUCUUGGAGAUAUAGAGUGUUGGGAAAAAAAGAAGACAAGUUGAGUGGAAUAAAAUUCAACAAGCUGGAAGGUUCGUUCUCUUGCCGUUCCAAAUCAGGCCUUCCUGGCAGACUUUCCUUCGUUAGUUGUCGAACUCCCAGUGAGUGCAGAAUCAAUGAGAUAUGUCUCCAAAAGUCGGAUGGCUGCCGAGGCUACUCCAACGCUACGAAGGCUCUCUGCCACCGUGGGAAUAACUUUUGUGGAAAAAUAUUUUACAAAGGGGGAAGUGGACUGAUUCGAUGUAUUGGAGAUGGGAUUGAUCAGAUUCGUGGUUUCACUGACGAGGCGAACGAUUUGAGAUUGAGAAUGGGAUUUCACAAACUAAAAGCCUCCGAAACCGUCCUACUUUCUCUCAACCCACUUCCAGAAGAGCUUCCAGGAAGACAAAGUUUGGAUUUAGUGGAAGGUGAAGAAGUAAACUUGAGUCUCAACUUGGGUUACUAUUACUUUCUCCAACCUGUUCAAUGGGCAGUGAAGUUUAGCAACGGAAGUACACUGCAUAUUGCUCCAGAAAAGGAGGAUUUACACAAGACAAAGUUACACAGAACGAUUCAUGCUCGAAUUCGGUUGCCCGUUGUAACCCCAUCGGAGAACUUUACCUCUUCAAUUGUGGGAAUCAACGCGCUGAUUCCUCUCAGAAGUUCGGUCCUGCCAAGCUGGAAAACUAUCACUUUGCUCACCACGGUUAAACCAGUGCCUUCAAACGAAUCUGCAUCAGACGUUCCACAAGAAGGUGAAAGUCAAGACUUGAUCAUACUUGGGCAAGAAGAAAUUGACGGUGAAGGAAGGACUGAUAUUCAAUUUGACACGGAAAUACAAGAAACCACGCAGAAAAUCAUGGAAGACGUUGUAGAGACCAUCGAUCAAAGUCUCCAAAAUGACGACCACACCAUCACCACCAACAAUAACAAGUCUCCUGAAGGUGAAAGCAGCCUGAUGACGGUGGCUGUCAAGGAUGAUGUGAUGACGGUGGGUGUGACAGAUCCUAGUUUUCCAGGAAAUUCUCAAGAGGAUUUCCGUUCCGGUGACAGUGUGACUACAGAACGGAACAUUGGUGAUUUUAUGUAAUGCUGGCCACUACCGGUUCAAGGAAAGUCGGCUUUUCUUUCAUAAACCCACGCAACAGGUUGGAUAUACAUAUAUUACGCCGUAGCUUAAGUUGUGAUUGUACAUAAAGAAUAAUUAUAUAAUGGGAAAACACGCAUUAUGUAAGUAUGGUGUGGGUGGGUGGGGGGUGGUACAUAAUUGUCCGAGUACCUAUAUUUUGUAUGAAGUGAAAGUGAGUAAAUAAAUAAAGAAAAAAACGUCCGCUGCAUUAA